Molecule: messenger RNA, 5448 nt
Organism: Homarus americanus (American lobster)
Lineage: Eukaryota; Metazoa; Arthropoda; Malacostraca; Decapoda; Nephropidae
Product: calcium-activated chloride channel regulator 1-like
Exons: 9
Coding region: 823-4443 (1206 amino acids)
Source: RefSeq, a predicted model, not a curated record
GCUGGACGGGCUACGAUUUCGCUCCUGCCAGAAGACUUCCUCGUGAGCCAGAGACUUUAUAUAUCACCCUCGUUUUCCAUCUCACCCAUUUUGAUAUAAUGUUUCAGCAGCAUUAAAGAAAUAUUUAUUAAUCGUAUUACUGUAUACUGAAGGUGAUGUUUAAGGUGACAAAGCGCAUAAGUUUGUGUAAAGACGUAAGCACCUCCUUCAAGAACUUUGGGCAACAGUUGUGAUUUGGAAACUUGAUCACCGACAUUGUUACUUACUUGUUAGAAGAGUAACUUUUUUCCCUCGGUUAUUGUUGUCUCAUAAAGGAGUAUUAAAACUCUGCAAGGUACUGGAAGGUCUCACUGAUUCCUGGAAGACACUGAUUCAUAAUUCCGGAAGACACAUAGUUCCUGAAAGACAUUGACGGAAGACUAGGAAUCAAGAUGGGAGAAAAUUAAUGAGUUCACGGGAAAAAAAAAAUUAUCAUGGAAGACAUAAGUAAUUUUGGUAUAUCAAUAAUUCUUCCUGGAAAGCUCAACAUUAAGAUAUAAGAACCCUGAUACAGUUAGUAAAGUUCUCCUGGAAGCCUUUAACAAAUCCUGGAAGCUUCUAACAAAUCCUGGCACCUUCUAACAAAUCCUGGGAGUCACUAACAUAUCCUGGAAAACCUCUAACAAAUCCUGGAAGCUUCUAACAAACCCUGGAAGUCACUAACAGAGCCUAGCAGCCAAUAUUACACCUUGGAAACCUACAGUAAACAACUAAAUGAGAAAUCCUAUAAUUCUUUUGUAAGUUCAAGUCCUGAGAUGGACUUGAUGGACGUGGGUCAAGGACAUGAAAACCAGGGUGGAGGUGGUGGUAGUGGUGGUGGUGGUGGCCCUCGCUACCUUGGUGAUGCUGUUAGGUCACGUCAGAGGGCUGGACGGUGACCUGAAAUUAGUGAACAACGGAUACGAGGGUGUUGUUGUGUCUAUCAGUGACCACAUACAGCAAGAGCACUGUAGCCAUGUUAUUCACGGACUUAAGGCUGUGUUGCGGGAGCUGUCCAGUCAGCUGUGGUCAGCCACUGAUGGUCGGGCGUCACUCCGGGAGGUGACAGUCACUCUACCUCGGGCCUGGAGGACCUCACCUUCCCUCACCUGCUCGCUCUUCUCGCCCCUUAUGUACUCCUCCUGGCCAACAGAGGGCCACAUCCGCGUCACGGCGCCUCAUCCUGGCUUCGGCUCACGGCCAUGGACACAGCAGAGUCAAGGUUGUGGCCGCCAGGGGGACUUUAUACAGGUGGGUGGAGACUUCCUACGAGCGGCGGGUAAUGGCUCUCACGCCCACGCUGCCAGGCUCCUGUUAGCAGAGUGGGCCAAGUUUAGGUGGGGAGUGUUUGACGAACGGGGUCACGCCCACGAUCCUCUAUACCCGCCCACAUUCCGUGACCCCAACACCCAUCAGUGGGCGGCGACGGGGUGUGCUGACGGAGCAGUGCGAGGCAGGAUCUGUGACCCAUCCCAGCCCGGGUGUUCCUUCACUCCUGACCUGUACACAAACAACCACCUCAGCGCCUCUCUCCUCGCCUUCCCUCACCUUCCCACCGUUCGACUCUUCUGUACGGACAACACUCACACACACGUUGCACCCACCAAACAUAACUCGUUGUGUGGUGGUCGCUCAGCCUGGCAGAUCAUUCGCCAGACGCAGGACUUCGUAGGCGGACGUAACGCAGCCAGCAGCAGUAAUAGGAACUUAGAGCCCGUGUUAAUGUUUGUACAGCAGGCCAACCCUCGUUACGUCUUCGUUAUCGAGAACACUGCUACCAUGAACCUACAGCGACGAUGGGAGUACCUGAGGAAGGCGAUGCGACGUGUUGUGGUUUACGACGUACCGGCCGGAGCUCAGGUGGGCGUGGUGACCUUCAGCUCGGUGGCCCUGACGGUGGCUCCCCUCACCGUCGUAGAGAGCCAAGAAUCAGAUAUGAGACAACGGGUUGGCUCAUCUUUACCUCGUAACACAUCACCGAAUCCUGAAACCCAGAAGUGUAUUCUCUGUGGGCUGCAGGAGGCCCUCAGGCUACUGAACGCAAAGGGCAGGAGAGGUGCUGAUGGCGGUACGGUCAUCUUCAUCACUACAGGCUCAGGUCCAACUACUCACCUGGACGUGGACAGGAUGCAUCACUUGGUGAAUCAGUACCACUUGAGGAUGAACGUUGUGCUGUAUCCACUGACGGAGCGUCGGGGAGCUGCUGCGGCUGCCUCUCACGCCCUCCAUACUCUAGUGGAGGCAACAGGAGGAUCCAUUUUCACCGUUAUGGACGAAGGUGUUGGUAAUGACUCGAAGGUGAAGAUGAUGGUGGCUUUAAUGGACGCCCUCUUAGCACUGGUCCAGCAGAAUGCCCCCGCGUCAGCCCCGGGAGCCCCAGUACUGGUGCACAACACAGCCUACCCGGGAGGAAUUGCCUCCAUGUCCGCUGGAACCUUCGCGUUGGACGACUCGCUGGGACCCGACGCUCGCUUCUCUAUCUACUACUACGACCUUAACCACGUGGGCAACAGCAUCCAGCUGACGGCGCCUUCUGGCCAUAAGAUCGCUUCCGUCAACAUACAGGAGGAGGAUGGUGACGUCAACAUGAUCUUCAUCAACCUGGAGAAGGCUGAGCGCGGACUGUGGACGUACAGCGUAGAGAACUGCGCUGACUCCCACCAAGGCCUGUACGUGCAGGUCACAGCCAAACAAAACUCCUCGGCGGGUCUUCAGGCGCGGCUCUGGACCAGCGCUGGAGCUCAACUCAUCAACUCCUCUGACCCGUCGACGCCCGUGGUGGUCUACGCUGAGGUAAAGGCUGGCGUGGCGCCCAUCAUCAACGCCCGUGUGGUGGCCAAGAUCCACAGACUAGGCACCAACGUUACAGGCAGUGACUACCAGCCCAUCUUCCUUCACCUGUGGGACAACGGCGUCGGCGAUCCAGACAUUACACAAGGAGACGGAGUGUAUUCCCGGUACCUGCCGCAGCUACCAGGCUCCCCGGGCCGGUACCUCCUGAGUGCUGACGUAGACUACAACAACGGGCUGGCGGUGGUAGCUCAGGGACCUCCUACCAGGCGCCGGUACAAGAAACCAUCACUCCAUCUCCCCUUCUACCACCAUCACUACCACGAUACCUGGAACAGCGAGGAGACUUGUUGCGGUCAUUCUCUACCGCACGUCCACACCCGCCGCACCCCACCCUUCCUGCGGCAUCUCACCAGUGGGGUCCUGGAGGUCAUGUCACCAGCCCCUUACCGCGAUCUUAUUCCUCCCUCCCGGGUAUUGGAUCUCCGUGUAGAGGUAAACGACACGGUACACGAGAUCUCCCUGCGCUGGACGGCCCCCGGGGACGACUGGGACACAGAUAGAGCCCACCAUUACGAGGCUGUGGUGGCCCCGUCCUGGAAGAAGGCGAGAGCAUUCCAGGGGGACCGUCUGACAGGCCUGCCUCACCCCCUCCCUGCCGGCACCAUCCACACCACCAGCCUUCACUUUACCAGAUACGAGGAGCUGUGGUACCUGAGUGUGCGCGCAGUGGACGAGGCAGGUAACAUGGGUGGUGUGGGGAACAUUGCGGCCUUGUGGGUGCCUAGACCUCCUACCACCUACGAGAUCACCACCAGGACCCAACCAGCACUCACCACCUCAGGUAAUUACACCUUGACGUCAGAACUGGGGUCAGGUCAUCAUCCUGUAGGGGCGUCGGAGGUGAGACUGGAGGACUUAGCACUUAUCAUGGGCAGCCUUGGGGGGUUGGUGGUGGUGGUGGCUGCACUGGUGUCUUACUGCUACUGUUACAUUCUCAAAAAACGUAAACAGCAACAACAACAACUACAACAACAACAGAAAGACGAUGAUGAUGAUGAUAAGAUGGAGACAGGUAGCAGUUGUAACGAUAGUAUUGCCAUGGUGAAGGCUGAGAGUCUACAUGUGGAUGAUGGAGGUGAGAGCCACGAGCCUCAGGAGCCUAUGAUGAAGAAACCUCCUCCUGAAGAGACACAGAGCGCUAGACCCGUCCCUUCUGUUCAGUCUUGGAGCCAUAACACUCACCUACCCGGAUACGAACGCCCUCUGUCAGUUCACAAUGAGACAGGUGAGGAGAGACUGGUGGCGUAUCAGGUAGAUGGCGCCCCUCUUAACACUCCCUUCCCAGACGUGACGGUGACGCAUUACGCACCAACAGCGUCUGGGAAUGCCGGACCUGGGUCUUCUGUGUACCUGCCCAUCUGUACAAACGAAGAGCCACCCCUACCUUGUCACUGUGCUAUCCCAGGACCCGACUUCACCACAUACAGGACUACAGCUACUGCCACCACCUGGGACGAGCCCCUCACUAGUCAUCUCUUCUCUCGCGCCCACACCGCCCACACCGCCGCCCUCUCUACCACAGUUCACCAUCACCUGCCGCAAGGUGACUGCCGCAACGUGACCCAGGUGUAAUAUUCUACGGAUGUGAUAUUGUCUGUGUAUUUGUAGUCUUUAUUGAUGCUCUUGUGCUGCGCGUGUGAGGUGACCAAGGGGAACUUAAGGUGAAGGUGAAGACAAUUUAGGUGGAGGGAAAUUAAGGGGGAAAGUAAUUUAGAUGAGGAAAAUUAGAAUGAAGAAUUUUAAGGUGAAAACAAUUAAGUUAAAGACAAUUUAGGUGAAGACAAUUAUGUUGAAGCUAAUUAAGUUGAAGCCAAUUAAGGUCAAGACAAUUUAGGUGAAGUUAAUUAAGGUGAAGACAAUUUAGAUAAGCCAAUUAAAGUGAAGACAAUUAAGGGAAAACCAAUGAAGCUAUAGAGGCAAAUAAGGCUAAAACUAGAUGAAGACAAUAUAGGUGAAGACAAAAUAAAGACAAUAUUUUUUGGCUUUGUGUGUUGUGAUAGUUUUGUGAUAAACGGAGAAGAAAAUAUCUAUAUAAUUUAGACUAUAAUCAUUAUUUUUUUUGUAUGUGUAAAAUAAUAUAUGUAUAUGCUUCUAGAACUGAUGUGUUAACACACACACACACACGUAUAUUUACAGUAUAUAUGCAUGUAUACAUUUUCUAAUCACCAACAAUAUCAUCAAUUCUGUAUCAGGUGAUCGUUAGUGGAAUCCCUUUCAGCUAAUGGUGCAAAUAACCCCCCCAGACUGAAGGUAAACAUAUUGUAACAAGGAAAUGGGUAGUUGUAACAUGGAAUACACACUAUCAAAUUACCAAUGGAACUUAAAAGCCCUGAUUAUGUGCAUUACAUAUUAAGAUGCUGAUUUGGUAGUUAACCCACCUUGAUGUAUCUGUUAUGUCUAUAUGUCUGAUUGUCUGUCUGUGAUUUUUUGCGAUUUUCCUAAGAUGUAGAUUUAGAUGUGUCAUUAUGAGCAACUUUGACGAUAUUUUCUUACUGUGUUUUAAGGAUAUGAACGACUAUAGUAAGUGGACCAUGUAAAGUGUUUUGCACUAGUCAUUAAAGAGACGACAACAACAUG